Aureobasidium pullulans EXF-150 is the source of this 949-nucleotide messenger RNA. RefSeq names its product kinase-like protein. The transcript has a single exon. The record is from RefSeq and is a predicted model, not a curated record. NCBI's taxonomy places the organism in Eukaryota, Fungi, Ascomycota, Dothideomycetes, Dothideales, Saccotheciaceae. Bases 29 to 790 code for a protein of 253 amino acids.
CGCCUCGCAAGAUAUCAUCAAGGAAAACAUGACCUCAAAAGUCGUCGGCGUUGGCCGCCAAUUCGUUGUCAAGUAUGGAAGAGGACUUGAUCUCAUCGAAGGUCAGAACGCAAUCUGGGUUGCAACUCACACCGGCAUUCGGGUGCCGAAAAUCUACGCCUUGUACGAAGACUCCGAAGACGAGAUCAAGUACAUCAUCAUGGAGCGACUCUCCGGUAUCACGCUAGAAGAAGCUUGGCCCUCUAUAUCAAAUGCACAAAAAGAUAUGGUGUGCGUAAAACUCAGAAAUAUCAUGCAAGAGCUCAGAGCACUGCCAUCACCAGGUGGCUACUGCAGUCUCGACAAAAGACCACUGCCAGACGGUCUCAUGCAUUUCGAAGGAACCCACGAAGACCCAUCAAUCAUAUCCGGCGGCCCAUUCGCAACAGAACAAGAUCUCAACCGUGCGAUAAUCCAACGCGCUGCAACUUUCCACGAGCACAUCAAGGGUAAAGCGAAAUUCUACGAACGUGUCUUUUCGGAAGUAUUCAUCAAUCAUCCUCCAACCUACAGCCACGGUGACUUCCAAAGGAAAAACAUCAUGGUGAACUUCCUCGAAAGUGGGGUUGAGGUUGCACUGAUUGAUUGGGAGAGUGCGGCUUGGUGGCCUUCGUAUUAUGACUACUCGACUGCAUUGUUUGGCUGUCACCGUUUUGCAGAUGACUGGCAUCACUGGCUUGAGAAAGUAUUGGAUCCGUGUCUGAAGGAGGCACCGUGGGUUCUCAUGUUGAUAAAUGAGCUGUACUACUAAGUACUGGUAUCUCUCACCACGUUAGUAUGAGGCAGACCUGAACAGCCGCUGUGCGUUCUCUGUGUCUCUCACUUCCUUGAUUUCCCACGGAUUAGUCCCAAUCAUGCUCAACUUGGUCUCCUUCAUCUUGUGCUCCAGAGCGAAAUUCGAAAUUUGAAG